Messenger RNA from Bicyclus anynana (squinting bush brown), 3055 nucleotides. It is a transcript of the gene P5CDh1, whose product is annotated as delta-1-pyrroline-5-carboxylate dehydrogenase, mitochondrial. Bases 567 to 2270 code for a protein of 567 amino acids. The record is from RefSeq and is a predicted model, not a curated record. The transcript has a single exon. Gene Ontology annotation, cellular component: mitochondrial matrix. NCBI's taxonomy places the organism in Eukaryota, Metazoa, Arthropoda, Insecta, Lepidoptera, Nymphalidae. Gene Ontology annotation, molecular function: L-glutamate gamma-semialdehyde dehydrogenase (NAD+) activity.
AGUUGGUAACACUGCUCUCGCUGUCGCAGGUCGCGGAUUCUUCGUUCGGCUUCGUGUAGUUGGCGUAUUUUUUUCUUCACAUGUAUGCCUUUUAUCCGUUAUUCUCGAUUAUUCUUUCCAAUAAGAUUUCGACGCAUUCUGAUAAGAAAAUGAUCUAUCAAUAUAAAAUCUAUGCGAAGUGACUCCACUGAGAUUUUGCCUCGCUCACGACAUGCAACGUUUCAUCUCUUUCACAGACGUCGCAAAAAUCGAACAUGCAAUUCGUGUUCACUACAAAAUGUGAUUUGGUGAAGGUCAUUUAAUAAUUCGUGCGUGUUUAGAUCGUCGUUGCCAAACUCAAGUCUCCGCGAGUAGUUUUCCUCUCGUCGCGCCUCACGCCGCGCGGCUGCAGUCGGCGAGCGAGAACGCGAAGCGCGCACCCGUACAUUUACGUAACAGCCUUCAUUUGCUAUUAGUUCUACUUCUAUACUAUAGGAUUUCAUCGAUCUCGGACUCGCAAUUGUCCCCGAUUCAGAUUCGAAACGAACGACGUGCUUCGCUCUGCACUGAAAUAAACGAGUGACGAGAUGAUUUCUGCGAUCUGCUCCCGGACGGCGCUGCGGGCGCGCUCGCUGGAGCGCUGCGCGUCGAGCGUCGUGGAGCUGCCGAAGUUCGACGACUUCGAUGUGAAGAACGAGCCCGUGCUCGGCUACCGCGCCGGCAGCAGCGAGCGCGCCGAGCUGCAGAGCGAGCUCGAGCGCACCGCCGCCGUCACCGAGGAGGUGCCCAUCGUCAUCGGCGACCAGAACAUCAAGGAGGGCGAGCCGCAGUACCAGGUGAUGCCGCACGACCACGGCCGCAAGCUCGCCAAGUACUACUACGCGGGCGAGAAGACCAUCCAGAAGGCGAUCCAGGUGUCGGUGGAGGCGCAGCGGCGCUGGGACCGCACGCCGCUGGAGGAGCGCGUGCGCGUGUGGCAUCGCGCCGCCGACCUCAUGGCGGGCGAGCACCGCCAGCGCCUCAACGCCGCCACCAUGCUGGGCCAGUCCAAGACCGCCGUGCAGGCGGAGAUCGACUCCGCCGCCGAGCUCAUCGACUUCAUCCGCUUCAACGUCUUCUUCCUGAAGGAGAACGCCAAGUAUCAGCCCAUCUCCGAGGAGCCGGCCGUCACCAGGAACUCGCUGAGAUUCCGCGGGCUGGACGGCUUCAUCGCCGCCAUCAGUCCAUUCAACUUCACCGCCAUCGGAGGCAACCUGGCGUACACGCCCGCGCUCAUGGGCAACGGCGUGCUGUGGAAGCCCUCGGACACGGCGCUGCUCUCCAACUGGCGCAUCUUCAACAUCAUGCGCGAGGCAGGCGUGCCGGCCGGCGUCGUCAACUUCGUGCCGGCCGACGGACCCACGUUCGGCCGCACCAUCACCUCGUCGCCUUUCUUGGCCGGAGUCAACUUCACAGGGUCCGUGCCCACCUUUAACUGGCUGUGGAAUGAGGUCGGCAAGAAUCUCAGUCGCUACCGAAACUACCCUAGAUUAAUUGGAGAAUGUGGGGGUAAAAACUAUCACUUUGUCCAUCCUUCGGCAGAUGUCCAAACAGUUGUGACUUCUACAAUUAGAUCAGCUUUUGAAUACUGUGGGCAAAAAUGUUCAGCUUGCUCAAGAAUGUAUAUACCGAGAUCCCUUUAUGAACCCAUAAAGCAGGGUCUGUUGGAAGAGCGGUCCAAACUGAAAAUCGGUGACCCCACAGACUUCAAAGUUUUCACAGGUGCUGUCAUAGAUGACAAAGCCUUCACUCGAAUCACAACUUACAUCAAAAAUGCAAAGAACAAUCCCAAAAACAAAAUUCUGGGAGGUGGAGAAUUUGACGGCAGCAAAGGCUACUUCGUGCAACCCACUAUCAUUGAGACUGCCGACCCACAUGACAAGUUGAUGAUUGAAGAAAUAUUCGGGCCGGUGCUCACUAUUUACGUGUAUGGAGAUAAGGAUCUCAGCAAGGCAUUAGAUCUCGUUGGUACAUCAACAAAGUUUGCAUUAACUGGUGCAGUGUAUGCAUCUGAUCGCAAGUUCCUAGACACAGCUCUCGAGGAGCUGAAGAUGACAGCGGGUAACUUCUAUAUAAAUGACAAGUCCACAGGCUCCGUGGUGGGGCAGCAGCCGUUCGGCGGCGGCCGCAUGUCCGGCACCAACGACAAGGCGGGCGGGCCCAACUAUGUCAUGCGCUGGACCACGCCCCAGUCCAUCAAGGAAACAUUUGUCCCUCUCCGUGACAUUGAUUAUCCGUACAUGAGAGAUUAAAUUAUGAGUGAGAGCAUCUAUAACGCUCAUUACUAAUAUAAAUAAAUGAUCAGUACAAUAAUAAUAAUAAUUACUAAUCAAGUUACACAAGCUUUCCAAUGUAGGAUUAUUCUUGGAACCCUAAAUUAAAUUACUAGAUAAUAACAAUAAUAUGUAAUAAUACAAUUAGAUUAUUUAUAAUAAUAAUAUGUAACUAAAGAACGAGUAUCUCAUAUCAGUGUUUAAAUGGAAUAAUUGUUUCAAAAACUUGCAAUGGAGCAAGGUGAAGAUAGCAAAUCAUUUAGAUUCUAAUUAAUUGUUUCAAUAAUUAGAUUAUAAUUAUAUUGUUAUGCCUUACCAAUCAAUAAUUCCUGUUAGAAGUAGAUGCAGAGCAACAAUUGUGAUAUAUUUGAUUGAAAUGUAAUUUAUAUAAUUGUGUUAUAAUUAGUUGAAUGUAGCUCGCUCACCAGCAGACAGCAGUCGCACUGGCUUAUCUUAGUUUAUACUAUUUGCUUAUGUUAUCACUUAUCAGUGAGAGUUGGCCUCCCACCAUUAUCAGCGGCCGUCCUCCGCUGCUCUCUUUAAACUUUAAAUUAAUGCAUUUAUGCAAAUUAGGUACAUGUCUAAACAGUCUACUGGUUGUAGUUUUUGUAUAUUUUGUUGAUCUUCCUAUUUAAGUAAAUCUAUUUCUUAACUAAUUUCAAAGUUUUAUUUACUAACUAUUAAGUUCUUUGUAUUAUAGAUAAGAAGAUGUUAUUUAUUUUGUUUGCUUACAAAUUUAAGUCAAUAAAAAUAUUUCUGCUCAA